This is a messenger RNA of Musa acuminata subsp. malaccensis (wild Malaysian banana), 1700 nucleotides long. Its product is annotated as oryzain alpha chain. The record is from RefSeq and is a predicted model, not a curated record. Gene Ontology annotation, cellular component: lysosome. Lineage: Eukaryota; Viridiplantae; Streptophyta; Magnoliopsida; Zingiberales; Musaceae. Gene Ontology annotation, molecular function: cysteine-type endopeptidase activity.
CUCCAAUUCCAACAUCCCCAACCCGUCACGCCUCCGUUCCCCUAUAAAGGUUCCACCUUUCGGCCCUCUGCCCCCUCGACAUCCCACCUUUCCAUCCCCUUCCUCUUGGAUUCGCUAUGGCUUCGACGCCUUUCCUCUCCGCCGCCCUCCUCCUCCUCUUCUUCUUCGCCGCCUCCGCCGCGCCGGACAUGUCCAUCGUUGCCUACAACAAGGAGCACGGCGUCAGGGGCCUGGAGAGGAGCGAGGAGGAGAUGCGGCGGAUGUACGAGGGGUGGCUGGCCAAGCACGGCAGAGCGAACAACGCGCUGGGCCAGAACGAGAUGCGGUUCGAUAUCUUCAAGGACAACCUUCGCUUCGUCGAUGCCCACAAUGCCGCUGCCGACGCCGGACGGCACCGGUUCCGCCUCGGCCUCAACCGCUUCGCCGACCUCACCAACGAGGAGUACCGGGCGGCGUACCUGGGCACCAGGGCCCGUGGCGUCGCCCGUCGCAGCCGGGUUCCGGGCGACCGGUACCGGUACGAGGACGGCGAGGAGUUGCCGGAGUCCGUCGACUGGAGGGCGAAGGGCGCUGUCGCUGCCGUCAAGGACCAGGGCAGCUGCGGGAGCUGCUGGGCAUUCUCAACUGUUGGUGCUGUGGAAGGGAUAAAUCAGAUUGUGACCGGGGAGCUUAUAACACUGUCUGAGCAGGAGUUGGUGGAUUGUGACAAUGCCUAUAACCAGGGCUGCAAUGGUGGCCUCAUGGACUACGCCUUUGAGUUCAUCAUUAACAAUAAAGGCAUUGACACUGAGGAUGAUUAUCCCUAUAGAGCUCGGGACGGCACAUGCGACCAGGACAGGAAGAAUGCUAAGGUUGUCUCUAUUGAUGGCUAUGAAGGUGUUCCGCAGAAUGAUGAGAAGGCCCUGCAAAAGGCUGUUGCAAACCAGCCCGUCAGUGUUGCUAUUGAAGCAGGUGGCAGGGAGUUCCAACUCUACCGAUCGGGUAUAUUCACUGGCAGAUGUGGGACUAAGCUGGACCAUGGUGUUGUAGCUGUAGGCUAUGGCACUCAAAAUGGUGAGGACUAUUGGAUUGUCAGGAACUCAUGGGGGGGAGACUGGGGAGAGGCUGGUUACAUCAGGAUGGAGCGAAACUUGAACACUUCCACCGGUAAGUGCGGUAUUGCCAUGGAAGCAUCUUACCCCAUAAAGAAUGGUGAGAACCCACCCAACCCUGGUCCAACCCCUCCCUCUCCCGUGAGUCCACCAACCGUUUGUGACAACUACUACACUUGCCCAUCGCACACCACCUGCUGUUGUGUCUAUGAGUAUGGUGGCACUUGCUUUGCCUGGGGAUGCUGCCCCCUGGAGGCCGCCACCUGCUGCGAAGACCACUACAGCUGCUGCCCCCAUGACUACCCUGUUUGCAAUGUCGAGGCUGGAACCUGUCAAAUGAGCAAGGACAAUCCACUAGUAGUGAAGGCUUUCGCUCGAACUCCUGCGAAACCCUAUUGGGCGUACUCAGGCCUCGCGGAGGAGAAUCGCAAUGCAUGAUCAUCUUCCUUCGAUUUAUUUGGUUGGUGAAGAAAGGAUGAGUGGUCACACUGCAAAACUCUACCAAUUGGUUCUGGUUCAUUCAUGUGUUGGCCAGAGCUCCUGAACAUAGUCUCGGAUAUCAAAUGUUCAGAUGAAACCUAAAAAUGAAUUACUUUGCUUUUUUGUGUA